UGUCCUUUGGGAAAAUGCCCGGAUUUAGUUAGCCAUAAAUAUAUUGUAGAGAUUUGUUUUGGAGAAUUUUGGAGUAGAUAGACUCAGCUAUUUCGGGUUGUAGUGAUUAUAUAGUUAUAUUCAAGGGUUGUCAUAGGAUAGUUCGGAAUAUAAGAUAUAAGUCAGCCGUAGCAUGGGUUUAGCAAGUGAAGAUCAUCAUCGCAUGAGACACGUUUUCCGUAAAAUCAGUUUAUGUUGUAUAUUUCUACAAAGAUUACAGAAUUCCAGACAAAAUGUGAAGACCUUUCACGAGAGAAGUGGACCAGUGAAGAAAAGUAACUUCAGGGUUGCUUCCCUUUGUUUCCUGUUUCUCAGAAGACUUCAUGCAUUUGAGUCUCAUUUCCGAACUGCUAGCACACAGCAUGUCCAUGAUCCAGCAAACAAACCGACGUUUAGAGUGGCAAGCCUUUGUUUUGUAUUCCUCAAUAGACUGCAUGCAUUUGACCAUGAGCCUCAGCCGCAGAAUACCAAACACCCACCUCCCCAGCAGUCGUGGAGCAUGCCCGCCAAGUGUAGUGGAGGCGGCCGACGACAGAAACGCAAUUCCACUAAACAGAAGUGCACAUGCUGCAAACUGAACACGGAUUCGGAGAGCGGCGAGGAACAGACGCGAACCAUUCUCACCAACACAUUCCGCGACAUUGUGCCAAAACUCUCCCGCAUAUUGGUUAAUCAAGAUCCUUUCAGCUCUUCGUCAAUAUGGACUAAAAAAUUUGAGCCUCAAUCGUGGCCGUCAGUUUUACCGUGGAAGGAUCCGAACAACAAACCAAAAGAUACAUUUGAAACGCUGGAAAAAAGAAUGCAUACCUUGUUACGUCUCUGUAAGGGCAAACAAAUUCCCAGUGACAUAGAAAAAGAAAUAGGUGCUUACCGCGAAUAUCAGUUGCAGGUACAGCAACAUCAGACCGGCGACAUUUCUAAACUUCAAGUCAUUCGACAAAAGAGAAAAGCCACACAUAAAAUGACCGUCGCCAUAAGAGAAUUUGCAGAGGUCAUAAAAUGGCACGGUCUACCAGCGCAUUCAGAGGAGCUUAGAAAAGAAUCAAAGAGAUUUCGAGAAAUAGUACAGCUCUCGGACCCUUCUAAUAGUCCACUCUCCUCACAGUUUGAAGAUAUUUUUUCAGCGAUAGCUAAUAUUGAGGAUCCUAGCACUACGCCGGAGGAAUAUAUGCGACAGUUCAACCAAGCGGAUCAAUCUGGAACCAUAGCACAGAAGCAGUACCCACAUUCGAGUCUGAUGCCGUAUGCUGCAGCUGCUGCAUGCAUGGAAGAGUUUGGAUCCAGUUUCUCCGAGUCCGCGGCUUCUUAUCGUCAAUCCCACACAUCGUUCUACGCACAACAGACCCUGAAGAGGAAUCUAGCAGCAUUCUGUAAGCGGGAAGAGGAAGUGAAGAACACAUCCAAGAAAAAACGAAUGGGCAAUUCAGACAAGAAUUUCUAAUUCUAUUAUCUCAGAAAUUUUAACAAAGUCAUAUUCAAUAAAUAUAUGAGUAAGAAAAGUUAAUUUCAGGACUGAAUAUGAAAUCAGUUUGAACCAAACUUUGACAAGUCUUGUCACACACGUGUGAAAUAAUUGAGAUAUUCUUUCAAACCCUGUUGUUACAAAUAUCAAGAAAAGAUGGCGAAAUCUAAUUAUGUUUUUAUGAAAAGAAAAUUCAAAGUUACAAUGAUAAAGUUUAAGGUUUUCUAUUUUGUCAUAUGGAUCCGCCAAAUUAACUUACAAUGUUAUAUUAACUGUUAAAUGUUUUCUAUGACUAUUUAUUGUUCCAGAAAAUGGAGCGUGUAUAUUGUAUGCUUCUGACUGCAUUUUGUAUAUAAUUGUUUUUGUUGAUUUCUUUUGUUAAAAGCACAGGAAGUUAUUGUUUUUGUUAUUAUUUUUUUUGUGAUCUUUUUAUUUAUCUGUAACUAACAAGCCAAAAUCAACUAUUUUUUAUUGAAGAAUGAAAAAAAAUAAAUAAAUGAAUGAUAGGUUUAGUUUUUGUAAAUUUUUAAAUUUACUGACAUAUUAUGGCUUGAAGAAGAUGAUCAACAGGUUUUAUAUUUCGAUUCAUUGCUUUCAUCCCAUACCUUGCUGGAGCCUGUCCAUGACAUUUGAUUCUGAACCAGAUUAACAAUGAUAUCUUGAAGGCGACCUUUGCUGAACCUUAGGUCCACUUCAGGACUCUAGCUACUGUGUUUCAUGUGUUAUAACCCCAUGCUCAAUAUUGCACCAAACCCCUUGUAGCACAGAUUUUAGAAGUGCAGGGCAAGAACAACAUUUUCAAAAAAGGAGUGGCCCUUUGCUUGCAGAUGAAAUAUACUAGAUCACCCAUUGUAAAGAUAAUGAUACGUUUUUAUGGAAGACUAGCCUUUGAGCUUCGUUUCUAUUUUUGUCCGUAGUAAUCGUCCUGUUGUAAAUAUUAACCUUUGAUCUAGCAUUCACGAAAUUUUGCAAGUAGGCACUUUUUUUCUUGCCCACGGACUAAAUCCGCUUGACGUGGGAUAUUUCUUGCCCUGGGUCAUAUCUGGAAAGGAGCCAUUUUGGAUAGUAUAGCAACAAAUUUGGGUAUAAAUUCUGGGCCCAUUCCACAUGCAGUCUAUUGACUAGGCUCUGGGACUACUGUUAAUUCGAAAAUGUUCAUCCACAUACUGUGAAAUCACUAAUUUUGGUGGGUUUUUUAAUUGCGUUGAUUUCGUGGUUACACUACAUCUAACAAAUUCAUACGUCCACAAAGUAAUUUCUAGGUUGUCAUUAAUUAAUAAUCUAUUCUCCGUAUGAGUGGGUACUUGCCGCCCUUGAAUUCAUGUACAUGUACUCAUGAAAUGGUGAUUUUUUGGGUACAUGACAGUUGGGCCCCACGGAAAUAUAUGAUUUCAUAGUAGUAGUCUAUAUUCACCCAGUAUGGCUAAAUUCCAUUCAAGAACUACGUGAAGUUGCCCUUCACGGUAGAGUUACUGUGUACAGUAGGACGUUUACACAUGUUUAUGGUUGUCCACGUUAUGGAGGUUGAAAAUUUUAAAAUAAAAGAACAUUUCCAGUAUACUGUCUAGAGAUAUUGUACAGUAGUGGUAUACAAACUACUACAUAUUUUUCCAUAGUAUUUAGGAAUUUUAUUGAUAUUAUUUAAGAAAAUAAUAUCUUUGUAAUAAUACGGUAUACCUGGAUAAUUUUGCUGAGUCAAAUAUUAGCUCUUCACAGUACUAUCGGUAAUUGCCGAGUAUUAAUUUCGCUCUUUACGCGUAAUUACUAUAUAAACGGUAUGUUGUGUCCGGAAUAAGAUUCAUCAGUUUGGUAUGAAUAAUAAAGGCUAAGUUUGUUUUGAACACAAACGGUAAAUGAAAACUAUUUUGCAUGCUUUCAAAAACGUCUGCUUCCUUUGUCAAGCAAAGAGUGCAAUUGACCAGUGUCUCGACACUAAACGUCUGAAAACAACUCACUGAGCCACAGUGUGCCGAAUCAGUAAAGUCAGCUGUCAAAAAAUAUUUCGACAUUUCGAAACCUCACAAGAUAAGUUUUCAAUUGCUGUUUGCGUUAAAAACAAACUUAGUUGUUGUGUACUUAUAUUCGUUACUCUGAUAAACUCGCCUCAUUGCAGGAAAAAAAGGUGAAAAUUUAACAGCGGUGAACAUUUAACAGCAGUGAAAAUUUAACUUAACAGCAGUGAAAAUUUAACAGCAGUGGAAAUUUAACAGCAGUGAAAAUUUCCGCUAUACAGUAAUAAAUAUGCAAUAGAGAUAGAUGGGAGUUUUACGCCCUUGUGACAACGAAAGUCACAUGGUGUUGUAAUACAGAGCGUGGGAUUAUUAGUGCGGAAAUACGGUAGGCUUUCUAUGUCAAUUACUUUUGUAAAUAAUUUCUAUAUGAGUCGUUUAUCAAUAUGGGGUUACGCAACAUGCCCAAAGUAUAUUUUUAUCCAAAGAAAUAUCCCUGUUGUUCAUUACGAAAUGUAGAACAUAAUGAUUAUGAAUGUUUUGUUUGUACAUGAAUUGAUUUGUUAUUUCAUUACUGUUUUACAUUAUACUGUUAACGGUUUCUUUAGCAAUGUAAUA
Mizuhopecten yessoensis (Yesso scallop) is the source of this 4068-nucleotide messenger RNA. RefSeq lists its product as uncharacterized. The record is from RefSeq and is a predicted model, not a curated record. The transcript is spliced from 7 exons. Lineage: Eukaryota; Metazoa; Mollusca; Bivalvia; Pectinida; Pectinidae. Bases 173 to 1480 code for a protein of 435 amino acids.